Molecule: messenger RNA, 1104 nt
Organism: Caenorhabditis sp. 36 PRJEB53466
Lineage: Eukaryota; Metazoa; Nematoda; Chromadorea; Rhabditida; Rhabditidae
Source: the annotation of a GenBank genome assembly
AUGUUCUCACUUAUUCUUGCUCUUUCCCUUUUCCAAGGUAAGCUUGAAGUAGACAUUUUCUGAAAUUUGAAUGCUCCAAUGCUCUGAAGAAGAGAAAAAAGAUUGCAUGUUACAUGUAUCGUCUAUUUUUAGGAACUCUUUCCUACGUCAUUGGCACUGGAGUUCAAGCUAAUCCAAGCGGUUGUAAUGUGUGUGGAGAAACUGCUGCACAAUGGAGUGGCUGGACUGAAUGGUCGUCGUGCUCUUCUGCUUUUGGAAGUGAGUUUCCCCUCUUCUUGUCUCUUCAAUCUCGAAGCAUAUCAAUUUUCAGCGCCUGUCGAAACUCGCACAAGGCUUUGCCCAUCUGGAAACUGUCAAGGAGGUUCUUCCACAGAAUCAAAGCCGUGCGUCCUGUAUGAUCCUCAGCCAACGCAGCCACAGUGGGGAGCUUGGGGAGGUUGGACCGCUUGCAGGUGAGCAAUAGUUAUCUGUUUGUUUUUUCGCAAAUCCUUAUUUACUUUUUGCCACUGAUAAGCGGUCAUUAUCCAAUUGCAGUGCCAGUUGCGGAGGUGGUACCAUGACAAGAAGCCGUGUUUGCAAUAACGGAUGCUCGACCUGCCAAUGCGUCGGAGCUGCGGCCGAGUCUCAGGCCUGUAAUGCCCAGCCGUGCUGCUCUUGGACCGGGGUACAACACAUUUUUAGUUUUCUCUUCUUUACUUUUUGUUUCAGUGGUCUUCGUGGUCAACUUGCUCGGUCACCUGUGGAACUGGAGGAUCAAUCACCAGAUCCAGACAAUGCAGCUGUGGAACUGGAGUAAGAAACUGGAAAUGUUGCCACCAGUUCAACAGUAUUUGUUUUCAGUGCAUCGGAGCAUCCAUCGAACAAGAGCCAUGCCCGCAACAAGCGGCUUGUCCCUGCAAUACCUGCUACCAACCACCGACCCCGUGCAAUACCUGUAACACCCAACCGGUUGUGAUUGUGACAACACCAGCACCAUGCACAACAUGCAACCAGCCACCAGCCUGCUCGACUUGCGGUCACGCUCAACCUUUCUACGAUCCGUACGGAAACGGCAGAAAAAAGCGAAUGAUUGCGGCGGCUGGAAACUCGACGAACAAUGUUUGA